GCGGGAAACCCUAAUAGCCGGGAGACGGAUGGCCGGGCAGGAAGGAGAAGGGAUGGAAGACGCCCCGGCUGCGAUUUCAAGCGAACGAGAGCCACCGACCCCAGAUCAUGCUGCAGAUCGCGUGCAUGGGGGCGAAACCGACCCCCACAGAGAGAGAGACCCCUUCUCUUGCCUAAAGGAACUGGAAAGUGUCGCCCCCCGCAAAUCUAGCAAAGAAGACAAGGAGCCACCCCCAAAGCAACUUUGUGGAUAUUUAAAUAAGUUUGGUGGUAAGGGGCCAAUCAAGGGCUGGAAAUCGCGUUGGUUCUUCUAUGAUAGGAAAAAAUGUCACUUAUAUUACUCCAGGACUGCCCAGGAUGUUAAUCCCUUGGGUAGUAUCGACCUCUCCAGUGCUGUCUUUGAUUGCAAUGUCGAAGCAGAAGCAGGAACCUUUGAAAUCAAAACUCCAAACCGAAUUUUUAUCCUGAAGGCAAUCAACAGACAGGCGAUGAUGUAUUGGUUGCAGCAGCUUCAGAUUAAACGUUGGGAGUACUGUAGAAGCCAGAUGGGAAUUCCUGCUCUGAGUACUGCUGAUGCCGCUGGGCUGGAGAGUGAAUCUCAACUGCAAAUCACAAUAGAAGCUGCUGAGAAUGAGGAGCUCUGGUGCCCUGUGAAAACACCAACUGAUGUAGUAGGCCUAGGAGCUGCUUCUCUACCUGCUCCUCAGAUGUCCGUUGCCUUUCCAAACAUUUCCCUCAAACACCUUGGCACUGAAAUACAAAAUACAGUGCAUAAUAUCUGUGGCAACAAACAACCCGCAUGGAAUGACCGGGCUAUAGGCGAUGAAGUGCAAGAGCUCGGCCAAAAACAGGAUGAGGAGCAACGUCUCCAAGAGGACCCAGUGCCUGCCGCAGGAGAAGAUGCUGAAGAGGGCACAAAGCCUAUUCAGAAACCAGGCCUGACGGCAAGCUUUACACAGAAAACCAAAAAGCAGAAUAGCAGUUUCCCUCUCUUUGCUGAAGGGCUUGUCCGGGACAAAACCUCCCAGGACAAAGUCACGUUUCUCCAGCAGCAGAUUUUGAUGCUUACGGAGGAGUUAAAGUCUCAGAAGGGACUCGUCAAGAUUCUCCACAAAGCCCUCGAGGCAGCUCAGCAGGAGAAAAGGGCAACCAGUAUGUACCUCACAGCCUCUGAAGACAAGGACCGCCUGGAGCUGCUCCGGCAUAAGGUGAGGCUAAUCGCGGAUCUGAGCAAGCGGGUCGAGGCCCUCGAACAAGACAAGAAAGAGCUGGAGCAGACCUUGGGGCUGAAGGAUGAGCACAUUCAGGAACUGAAAGAGCACGUGCGGCUGCUGAUGGACAAGAACAACGCCAAGCAGCAAGUGAUCUCUAAACUGUCAGAAAAGCUGACCAAAGAUUUGGUCGACGGGCUUGACGCGGGAGCCAUUCCGAAGCAGUGUGAGAAGAUUGAGCACUUGAAGGAUGACAUUGAAGCUUACAAGACACAGAACCAGUUCCUGAAUGCUGAGAUCCAUCAGGUCACGAAGAUAUGGAGAAACGUUGCCGAGAAGGAGAAAGUCCUUCUGAUGAAGUGUGCCUAUCUCCAAGCCCAAAAUUGCCAGCUCGAAAGCAAAUACCUUGCGGUCUUGCGCAAAAUCCAGGACUCUCUACCUGAGGAGGCUCAUGAAUACGGGGAAAUAGUGAAGAACGUGAUCCAGGAGGCUCUGCAGUUGGAUAUAAAAGAAGGAACAGUGGACUCCCUCAAACUGAAUUCCAUCAGUGAGUACGACAACUACGGAUUCAUGACCGUCCCUGAAUAUGAAGUCGAGGACUUGAAGCUGCUUGCGAAAAUCCAAGCCUUGGAGAUCAGAUCCAAUUACCUCCUGAACCACGAGACAGUGGAGAAACCGCUGCAGGAGAGGUGGAACAACAUCGGGGAGCCGAUGCUGUCCACGGACCUGAAGAAUCUGAUCCGGAGCGGCAUCCCCGUCAAGCGGCGUCAGCAGAUCUGGAGGUGGAUGGUCAACCUGCGGGUGAGGGCCAUCCAGACGCCCAACCGCUACGAGGAACUGCUGAGGAAGUGUGAGGCCACGGAGAAUCCCGCCUUCCAGCAGAUCGAACUGGACUUAAACCGUACCUUCACCAACAACAAGCACUUCGUGUCACCCACCUCCAAGUUCAUUGCUAAGCUCCGGAGGGUUUUGCUGGCCUUCUCCUGGCAGAACCCAACUAUUGGCUACUGUCAAGGGUUGAACAGGUUGGCAGCGAUUGCACUCCUUGUUCUCGAAGAAGAGGAAAGUUCCUUUUGGUGCCUGGUGGCUAUCGUGGAGACCAUAAUGCCAGCAGAUUACUACAGUAAGACACUGAUAGCAUCCCAGGUAGAUCAAAGAGUUCUCCUGGAUUUUUUGUCUGAGAAGCUUCCCAGGUUGAUGGCUCAUCUGAAACUGCACAAAAUCGACCUCUCGCUAGUCACCUUCAACUGGUUUUUGGUGGUUUUUGUGGACAGUCUGGUCAGUGACAUCCUCUUUAGGGUCUGGGACGCCUUCUUGUAUGAGGGGGCCAAGGUGAUAUUCCGGUACGCCCUGGCAAUAUUUAAGUACAAUGAGGAGGAAAUCCUCCGAAUCCACGACAGCCUGGAGAUCUACCAGUACCUCCAGUUCUUUACCAAGACCAUAUGCGAUGGCAGGAAGCUGAUGAACAUUGCCUUCAAUGAUAUGAACCCAUUCCCCAUGAAACAGCUGAGGAACCGUCGAGCGCUCCACAGAGAGAAGCUGGAGGCCGAACUGAGAGAACUGGAGAGCAUCAAAGCAGAAUACGUGAAAGAGAGAGCCAGGCAAAGAAGCAAGCCACUUGAAGGAUGCAAUAGUGAGGAUGAGGAAGACACGUAAAUAAAGGCCCUUCAGUAGGCUGCUUGGGGAUUUCAUAGUCGCAUCAGGUUUAAUCACUGCCGCUCUGAAAGGCUUCCCGUUUCCCAUCUUCUGAGACAGUUGGCGAUGAAGCCUGUUUUCUUUUCUCCGGGCUCUUUGUGAUAUUAAGGCCAGCGGACAAAUGGAAACAAGUUGGCCAGG
This is a messenger RNA of Tachyglossus aculeatus (Australian echidna), 3046 nucleotides long. It is a transcript of the gene TBC1D2, whose product is annotated as TBC1 domain family member 2. The transcript has 14 exons. NCBI's taxonomy places the organism in Eukaryota, Metazoa, Chordata, Mammalia, Monotremata, Tachyglossidae. Bases 29 to 2866 code for a protein of 945 amino acids. The record is from RefSeq and is a predicted model, not a curated record.